GCCAGGGGCUCGCAGAUUUGCCCCCCAAAAGCAGGCGGGGGGACUGGAAAGGACCUGUUCUGGCUGCAGGGGGAAGAUGAUGUGGGGCGAGGGGUGCAGUGCAAGGUGGGUAGCAAAGCACAAGGCAAGUCUCGGUUUCCAUCCUCACGCCUUAUCCCGUGGCUUCCCAGAGCUGCUCGGGGGCUCAGCCGUUUGUUUGCUGGCAGUGCCGGCUCCACUUGUUCGCGCUGGGCACGGGGCGCGCAAACUCAGCUUCACACUCAAGACAAACCCUCGAGCCGUAACAACGCCCCUCUGGUCUAAACAUGAAGCGUUUGGCGCAUCAGUGGCCUCUGGAGCCCCUCUCGCAUGUCACCGGAGUAGCAAAGCCCAGGGAUCCCCUCCGACUCCGCGCGUGUGAAUAUUGGAAUUAGAGUGGAUCAGUCCUACGCAUUUUGUUGUUUUAUCAAUUCCGUCCUUCUAGCAGCACCGUGCCCGUUGGGUGAGAAACACCUGAUCCUAUCCAAGAACCCCUCGCCCCUUUACCCCGCAAAAAAGUGUGUAUUGCAUUGGAAAAUGAACACGUGAGGAGUCGGACAAUCUGUUAAAAUCAUUGCUUUAGGGAUGGAGAGGAGAGAGAAAAUAUCCGGCACUCCCUCAACUUCCAGUGUGUUUGGAGUGGUCUGGACUAUUCUGAACGGUUCUCACACUGCAUGAUCCCUUAGUCUACAUCCUAGAAAUGAAUGAUUUAUAGAACCCAUACAUACAUAAAUAAAACCAGCCAUCGCUAAUUAGUGCCUAGAGCUCAGAUAACCAGCAUUUACCUUUCGCUGCUCUUUAUGCCAAAGAUAAAUUAAUUUGUUACGAAGUGAUAGCAGCCUGUUGAGCAUGUGGUGAUCCUUCAUCUGCGUCAGACCUGUGUAAACAGAUGACACUACAACAAGCAUUGGGCUAGACUAUUUAAGGAGCAGCAUUUCAAACUGUUAGAACUUAUCUAACCCCAGCACUACUCUCUCUCUGAUUUGAACUAGGAAAAAGUAACUCACUUAAAGCUAUGUACAGUGGUAUCUGCAUCUACAUGUUCCUUGCUAUGCUGUCAAUGAGCUCUUUUGGACAGCAGGCUACAGGCUCGCACAAUGAGAACCUUGUGGCCACUGAGCUUGAGCAGAGCUUGACAGAACAUCACCGACAUGUUCGUGUCCCUUCAUCAGCUGGCCAGCUGAAACCUAUCCAGCGGUUGGAUGGAAAUGUUGACCAAAAAGCCAACAUUGGAGCUUUGCUGGCCAAAUAUCUCCAGCAAGCCAGAAAAGGUCCUACUGGAAGGAUCUCAAUGAUGGGAAACAGGGUACAGAACAUUGACCCUACACACAGGAUAAACGACAGAGAUUACAUGGGCUGGAUGGAUUUUGGACGCCGCAGUGCUGAAGAAUACGAGUACUCCUCUUAAAGAACAUCAAACUAUAUCAAAAAGAAGAAUCCUACUCCCAUUUCUGUACAGAAAGGAAAAAAAUAAUUUUUGUCCUCUACGAAUCAGUGUUUAAAAAAUAUAUUAUGUCCUUGAUGUAAAUUUGUCUGUAAAACUAUACAAUGCAAUAUAUACAUAUGCAGAAUUUGCCAAAAAAAUGUUCUUUCUGCUAUGAUUUCUUAUCAUACUCUGUUGAUAUUAUAUUAAAAUUAUUUCAUUUAUUUCCUUUUUGUCCUGUCACAGCAAGUUGCUGAGUGUCUUACAAUAAACUCAAGCAGGAAAAUGCCUUCAUUCUACUAGGCAAAUAUAUUACAUGUGUUAAGCAAGCAUACAGACGAAGAACCACUUUUUAAGUAAACCUUGCAGCAUUCUCUUUGAUUGUGGACUCUAGAGGUAACCUGUCCCAGCGUCAAUCUAGUAGCACAGUUUUGUCACAAAAGAUCAAGUAUCUUCAUAGUUACCCUAUUUGUAAAGGAUUCACUUAUACAACAAAGUCACAUGUUUUCAAUGAAUGGUCAACAGUGCUAAAUCUUUAGAAAAACCUUUCAUCUUCUUGGCUUAGUUAUUUUCUGUUAUGAAUUAAAUGUGAAAAUUCUGCUAACAGCUAUUAAUCAUGGAAUAAAUAGAACAU
Chelonoidis abingdonii (Abingdon island giant tortoise) is the source of this 2075-nucleotide messenger RNA. RefSeq names its product cholecystokinin (gene CCK). Gene Ontology annotation, molecular function: neuropeptide hormone activity. Gene Ontology annotation, biological process: digestion. NCBI's taxonomy places the organism in Eukaryota, Metazoa, Chordata, Testudines, Testudinidae. Gene Ontology annotation, cellular component: axon; extracellular region. The record is from RefSeq and is a predicted model, not a curated record.